AUGGGAUUGGCCAUAUUCUGGUACUUUUUCUGGUCAAAGUGUGAUGAGGUGGGUGGGAUCUUUGCUUCUUCAAAGAAGGCUUUAGAUGCCAAGUCCCACACCCGCAUAGGUGUUUCGUCUCAGGUGUGUGAAGGGUCGGGAGGACGGGGCUCUGCGGCCUGCGCAGCCGUUGCAGUGAACGAGGGACAACUGGCAGCACCCUCAGAAGCUCGUGGACUGAUUGGUCGCAGCUGGGCUAUGGUGUUUGCUGCUGCAGGCUUCAGAGUGAAACUUUAUGAUAUUGUGCAACAACAGAUAACAAGCGCACUGGAAAGCAUUCGCAAACAAAUGAAGGAGCUGGAGGAGUCGGGAUUCCUGAAAGGAGCUUUGAGUGCAGAGAAGCAGCUGGCGCUCAUUAGUGGCUGUACAGACCUGAAGGCAGCAGUAGAGGGUGCUACUUUCAUUCAGGAAUGCACUCCGGAGAACCUAGAUCUGAAAAAGAAGAUUUUUGGUCAGUUAGAUCUUAUUAUUGAUGACAAUGUUAUCCUGAGCAGCUCAACCUCUUGUCUCUUACCUACCAAGUUGUUCACUGGCCUUAAACAUGUCAAGCAGUGUAUUGUGUCACAUCCUGUAAAUCCACCUUAUUUUGUGCCGUUGGUUGAAAUUGUUCCGCAUCCAGAAACAGAUCCUUCAACUACAGAGAGAACAUAUGCUCUGAUGAAGAAGAUUGGUCAAUCUCCUGUUAAAUUAAACAAAGAGGUUGAGGGGUUUGUUCUGAAUCGGCUCCAGUAUGCAGUGAUAAGUGAAGCUUGGAGACUUGUGGGUGAAGGAGUAGUAUCUCCUACUGAUCUAGACCUUGUGAUGUCUGAUGGAUUGGGAAUGAGAUAUGCAUUUAUUGGACCUCUGGAAACCAUGCAUCUUAAUGCAGAAGGUAUUUCAAAUUACUGUGAAAGAUACUGUGAAGGUAUGAGACUUGUUCUGAACACUUUUGGACCACUUCCAGAAUUUUCAGGUGAAACUGAGCAGAAAAUCAGUCAGGCAAUGUCGGAAAAAAUUCCAGUGAUUCCAAAACACCUGGAUUCCAGGAGAGAAUGGAGAGAUGAAUGUCUCGCUCAUCUUGCCAAACUGAAAAAACAGAUGAAAUCUGACUGAGGUGCACCUUGCCUAACAGGAAGGACCAAAGGAAGAACAGGUCUUCAUAAAAAGCAGGCAUUUUUGGUGAUGCAGAAGAGGUGACUGAAUGUGCAGGGAAUGAUAUGCACAAAUGUAGAGACCAAUGAAACAUUUGGUCCAAAUUUAUCAUGAUGUAAUUCAUGAAUAACUGGAAAAAAUUAUGAAAAGUUCAGUUAAAACUUUAUCAAAUUAUUAUAUGUAUGCAUUAGAUAUGUGAGCAUUUAGUAGCUUUAGCUAUAUUAAUAAUGUGCAAUGCUGGAACACAAUCAUAUUUUAAAUAAUGCAUUUUUAAGCUUGCUUAGAAAUUCAGAGUUUGAACAAUAUUUGGCUAUGCAGGGAUCUGAAAUAGGCAAACAUCAGCUGUUUGUCACUGGAGAAGAAAAGCCCUCACCAGCCAAUCGAUAUGACAGUGAGGUUAAUUUGUAAAGCCUUGACUGUAGAUAGGAGGAGGUUGCAUUGAACAAAGACUAGAUUCACUGGCCAUUCUCCCAGUGAAGUGAGAACUCAGCAGCAGUAAGGGGCACUUCAGCUUAGCUCCAUAACUGUUCCGCAAUGUAGGGGAAAGAAUUAUUUUCCCUUCCCUCGCUAUGGCACUUAUGUACCUCUGUGAUGAGUUAAAUGUGAGUGAACAGAACAGAGUAGAGUUCUUCCCUUAUCGCCUACCCCAAUUCUAUAAGAUUCAUCAGAGACCUACUCCGUUUUUCAGACCAUGCACUUGAUACCCCAUGACUUCACCCCAACUUAUGUCAAAUGUUUGAUGCCAUCAGUUGGUAUUGCUGCAUAAAUAUGUGUCCCAUUCUAAGACUUGUCUAUGAUAGAUAAGAUGUUUUGAUCUGACAGCUUGGGAGACACCUUCCAGGCUAUACAACAACCUUUUGAGUGAUCUUGAGAAGCCAGUUUGCCUCUCGGUUGCCUUGUCUAUUUUGUACAUUAUCUGGAGCAAGGACUGUCUCUGUAGGACUCAGCGGUAGUGAAUUUAACAACUGUGGUUGAAGGAAUCCCCCCACAUAUCUGCUGCUUUGCUUCCCUGCACAGGGAAACAUGCAGUGGCUUAGGUGCAGCAUUUAUGCUUUACUGCUGCCCCUUUCUACAUGAGUCACAACAUUUGUAGAAGGACGGAGUACAUAUACAUGGUGAUAGUAAUAUCUUCCGUUGCUGCAGUGGCAUGCUUCAGUCCACAGCAGACAAAGUUUGACGAUGAACGUAUGUGCCCUAUAAUAUGGUUGGACUUUGAUCUUAGCUAGAACCUGUGGGCAUUGUUGUAAUACAAAUAAUAAGAGUAACUUGCAACACAGCAUAGCAUCCACAUCACUUGAGUUAAAAAUAUUUGAAUUUGUGAUAGCUGGUCAUGUAACUUCAGCCACAGCACAGAUUCAGAAGUGUUAAACUGAUUUUUUAAAGUUUGGCUCAGGGGCAUUUUAAAUCUUGUUCUUAAUGGAGGGUGCAGA
Molecule: messenger RNA, 2600 nt
Organism: Struthio camelus australis
Lineage: Eukaryota; Metazoa; Chordata; Aves; Struthioniformes; Struthionidae
Gene: CRYL1
Product: crystallin lambda 1
Biological process (GO): fatty acid metabolic process
Molecular function (GO): NAD+ binding; L-gulonate 3-dehydrogenase activity
Source: RefSeq, a predicted model, not a curated record